Messenger RNA from Nyctereutes procyonoides (raccoon dog), 2016 nucleotides. RefSeq names its product PWWP domain containing 4 (gene PWWP4). The record is from RefSeq and is a predicted model, not a curated record. The coding region runs from base 1 to 2016 and encodes 671 amino acids. The transcript has a single exon. NCBI's taxonomy places the organism in Eukaryota, Metazoa, Chordata, Mammalia, Carnivora, Canidae.
AUGGAUGCUGAGUAUGUCCUAUGCAAUUGGAAAGGCCACUUGUGGCCAGCAAGGCUUCUGUCCAGAUCCGGGGUCUCACCAAGAAAUAAGAGGAAAGGAGCACUUUCUCUAGAAGUUGAAAUACUCUCGGUAGAUGAAAAAAUUAAAGUGAAAAGCACAGACGUAAAGAUCCUAAACGAGUCUCAGAUUGAAUCCAUUAGCUCCUUGCUAACAGCCCAGUCGAAGGCCAGUGUCCCAGUGGGACAGGAAGUGCCUUACAGAAACGCUCUUACAGUGGCAUUGGAGAUUCUGAAGGGGAGAGCAGAUGUGCGCCCAGCAGGAGCAUGGGAUGAUCCAGAGACCACUACACGGUCCCGAAGGGGACCAAGAAAGCGAUCUCUUAAAAACUACCGGAAGGCCAAAGGGAUCUUACUGAAGCGUCUCAGGAAACGCAGAAACCUCAAAUCGCGGCUGCUGCGUUCUCAGAGACCGGACGCCCCAGAAGGCGGCCAAUCACAGGCACACACAACUGUCACUCCCCUUCCAAGGAAAAGGCGAGCAAAGUCCUCACCAAGCUCCAGCAGGCACCCGAACUUCCUGUCGCUUUCAGAAGAUGGUGGUGAGAAAGAGGGCAAGGAAAAGAGGGACACCUCAAGAGUUAGGUCUUCGCAUCGCAUAGCCAAGGAGGAGGGUACCGGGGCUGAAGAUGGAGGCAUCCUUCCAUCUCCGCCACCAGGUUUCAACCUCACUGUGCCCGAGGAGGCUCUGAAAGAAGAGGCACCUGACACCCACGCAAAGACCCCGGCCGCCUCCUCUGAGCGCUCUGCCUCCUCCGGGAAUGUUGAGGACCACGGAGAGGGUCCCUGGGAGCCAGGCUUGGAAGGUGUGGCAGCCUCCUCCAGUGCCCCUAACCUGAGGCUGCGUUGUUCACUCCGUCUGGCAAACAGGAGAAGGAAGCUGCAGGUUCCAGAGUUUGAGAAAGGGCUGCAGGAAUCUCGACCUCCGGCCAGCUCAAAGGCUGUGAACCCCACCACUGCUAUUAAGAAGGAUGUCAGCCAGGAAAUGGGACACCUGACCGGCACGCUUUCUCCACAGGAGCCUUGUCCCAUUGAAGGAGGGAUGAUGGUCUGGUUUAAAUUUCAAAAUCACCCCUUUUGGCCCGCAGUGGUAAAGAGCGUCAGCCAAGCAGAGCAGACUGCAAGGGUGCUUUUGAUUGAGGCAAACAUGCACGCUGAAAUGAGUGGCAUUCGAGUUCCUCUUCGAAGAUUAAAGCCCCUGGACUGCAAAGAGAAAGAAACACUGAUGAAGAGAGCCAGGAGAGUGUACGAGCAAAGUGUGAACUGGUGUUUCUCCCUGAUUUCUCACUACAGAGAAGGGCUCACUUGUGGGUCUUUUGCAGGCUCCUUCCUGGACUAUUAUGCUGCUGACGUCAGUUACCCAGUUAGGAAAGCCAUCCAGGACGGGGACCUGGAGGUUGACUUCCCAAAGGUCAAUUAUGCCGACCUGGAGGAUUCUGAGGAGGAGACCUCCGUGGGCGGGAAGAGGCCCCGCAAGAAGAUUCUCCCUGACCGGAUGAGGGCUGCUCGGGACCGAGCCAACCAGAAGCUCGUGGACUUCAUCGUGAAAACGAAGGGAGCCGAUCACCACCUUCUGGACAUUGUCAAAGGCAGGAAACAGUCCAGGUGGCUGACAUCAUUUCUGAAUUGCAAGAGGUACACGCUCUGCAUUGAAACAUACCUGGAGGAUGAAGACCAGUUGGAUGUGGUGGUGGGACAUUUACAAGAAAUCUACAAACAAAUAGACAAGAAGAGGCUGACUCUGGCAAGGGACGACAAAGUCAGUUUUGUUGUGGAAGUUCUUCUGCCAGAAGCAAUCAUUUGUUCCAUUGCUGCACUUGACGGAUUAGGUUAUAAGGAGGCAGAAGAAAAGUACCUACGGGGCCCACCCGUGCAUUACCGGGAAAAACAGCUGUUUGAUAAAAAUAUCCUAAAGCAAAUGCGAAAGAGAUCGGCACCCGGGCUCAAGGCUAAUAAGUAA